GACAGGCCAACCUCAAUCAAUUUAUCUAUACUAGCCGAUAAAGCUACUACCGUAUAGCUGGUAAUUUCCGGGGGGCAAAAUAUAAGCUGCUUAGCUGACAGUAUACCGGUAGAUAUCUAUUAUCUAUGCUAACAGCUAGCUAGCUAGCUAGUUGAGUGUUGUAUAUACAGCUAAGUGUUAUAAAAAUGACUCAACGGUUUCUCAAGUUCUACAACAACAUUACUGUCAUAUUCUAUUUAUCUUCUCAGAGUGCCACCACUGCACAAUAUUCAGUGAGUGUGGAGAGACCAUGUCCAAUGGAAACAGUCACUUUCACCUGCACUACUCUUGGAGAUGUCAUGAGAUGGGCACCAUCAGAUGUUACUGACAUUACUGUCCUCUCCACCUUGGGUCUCAAUCUACCACAAAUGCAGUCAGGUUACACUGUGACACUGAUUGCAUUCAACGACACUACAUUAACAUCUACUCUGUCAAGAACAGCAGAGAAUGGGAUCACUGUGUCCUGUGUGGACCCACUACCUAAUCUGAUCACAAUAGGAUCUUCAAUGAUUCAAUUGGUUGAUCCACCAGGACCACCUUCCACCAUCAGACACUCCAUUCUGAGCAGCUCAGCCGAUGCAGUCAGUGUAUCUGUACAGUGGAGCCCUCCUACUGAAACUGGUGGCAGAAAUGACCUCACCUACACAGUGACCAUCUCACCUCCACCCCAGCUCUCUGCUACUGUCCUCACAUCCACCUCUGUCACUGUGACUGCUCAAUACAAUGUGGACUAUGCUGUCAGUAUUGUGGCUACCAACUGUGCUGGGAACAGUACAACAGCUGAGUACAAUUUUAGAAUCGGUGGCUGUCUUGCGUUAACUAACCCCAUGAAUGGAGCGUUUGAACCUGUCUUCAGCAGAUUGCCAGGAUCUACAGUAAACAUACAGUGUGAUGCUGGGUAUGUGUCUGCUGUUGCGAUGGUGACAUGUGAUGAUACACUGAUGUGGAGUCCCAACCCUGAGGCUACUGAGUGUACAUCACUACCCACACUCCCUCCCACAACUCCUCCAAUGAACUGCAGAGCUUCACUACCACCACCACGGAAUGGCACCAUCGGUAAUCAUUCAGUACCAGCUAUUCCUGGUACACAAGUGACCUUCCAGUGUGAUGAUGGACUGUUCCCUGAGCGCACUAUGACUGCCACUUGUCUAGCUACAGGAGAGUGGGACAAGAACCCAGGGGAGAUCGUCUGCAGAAAUGAGUCUAUUUUGUGUGUCCUGCCCGUCCCUCAACUCAAUGGAGCUUUACUCAACACCAACUCUCAGAACACUGAGGGUUCUGUCAUUACCUUUCAAUGUGAUCCUGGGUUCUCACUGGUGGGUGCAGUGACUGCAUCUUGUAACAACUCUGGUCUUUGGGAUCCUGACCCGGCUCUAUUAAAGUGCAUGUCUAUAAGUUUUCAGUCCCCCAUCCUAUUUACUGGAGAGAUUCUUUCUAUCAGUGUAGUUGUCACUGCAGUUGCUUUCAUAGUCAUUGGAUUCCUCACUGGACUCUUAGUGAUGCACCUUUGCUCUCGUAAGAAAGCAGUGUACUUCCCAGCAGCUAAAGGACAAGCUAACAUAAGACCCACUACACCAGUCGGUCCUGUUUAUGAGGAGGUGUCACCCAAAGAGGAGAUUGAACUGAACACUAACCAAGCGUAUGGACCAUUAGGACUGUGAAACUUCGAAAACUAUAUAUAGUGUGUAACAUUCCAACAGGCAUAAUUAUCGGUUAUAACAACAUGUAUGUAGUAUAAUUAUAGUGUAUAAUUAUAGUAUGUAAUUUUUGCCACAAAUGCGAUGUGAAAAGUUGGUAAAAU
This is a messenger RNA of Halichondria panicea, 1840 nucleotides long. Its product is annotated as sushi, von Willebrand factor type A, EGF and pentraxin domain-containing protein 1-like. The record is from RefSeq and is a predicted model, not a curated record. Bases 186 to 1700 code for a protein of 504 amino acids. Gene Ontology annotation, molecular function: protein binding. NCBI's taxonomy places the organism in Eukaryota, Metazoa, Porifera, Demospongiae, Suberitida, Halichondriidae. The transcript is spliced from 7 exons.